AUGGCUCGAAGCAACACCAAAGCAGAUGCGUCACCGCCAUCGCAGGCGCUCCCAAGCGACGCUGAGAUGAUCGCGCUGUUCAAAGACGCACCAGACACAGUCCUGAAGCAGAUCAGCUCGAAACUCUCAGUGUCAGGCAUUUGGCGCAAGAACCAUCGCCACGAACUUUCACCAGCCACCUUGCGUGACAGCGAGUACAUGACCACAUUGCUAAGGGAUGCUUCUACAAGCGCUCGCAAGAAGAUCCAGAAGAAGCUCAUGCCGUUCAUGCCAUACCUGAUCAAAGAUCGCACCGCACAGUCAGCUCUCAUGCGUCUUCCACGCGAGUUGCGUAACAGCAUCAUCGGCUUCGAUGUGGAGGAUCGCCCCAAGAUUCUAGCUCGCGAAGGCAGCGACUACAUGAAGAAGCACUCGAUGCCGCUCCUCCGCGUCUGCAAGCAACUGUACUACGAGACUGCGGAGGCACUGUACGGUGCUCGGCCUGUAUUCGUCAGAGGUAUAGACAAUUUUGACACCAACGCUCAGCACAAGCAGUUCAUACGUCGGGUGCUUCUGCAGGAUUUCUCUAAAGUUCUCCCUGAGCGGGCGGACGCGCGGAGUCUUGCAGCUCGCUGGGAGGAGAAGGAAGGAUUCAAACCAGGCACCGUGUUUUGCCAUUUCAAGGGCUCUCAGGAAAUGGAGGAGGACAGGUGGGUGAAUGCCAUGGGCAAGACAAUUGUAUUAAUCUCCACACCUUCGAAGGAGUGGGACUACUCGUGA
Messenger RNA from Fulvia fulva, 759 nucleotides. RefSeq lists its product as uncharacterized. The transcript is spliced from 2 exons. NCBI's taxonomy places the organism in Eukaryota, Fungi, Ascomycota, Dothideomycetes, Mycosphaerellales, Mycosphaerellaceae. The coding region runs from base 1 to 759 and encodes 252 amino acids. The record is from RefSeq and is a predicted model, not a curated record.